AUGAAUUUUGACACUUCACAUGAUUUACAGAUACAGUAUAUGAUUACUAUUAUACAAGAUAUAAAUGUAAAGGAAGUAAUCAUGAUAAUUGAUGAUUACCAAAGAUGUCGACAUGUUGAGAACUCAUCUUUAGUUGAAUUAUUAUGCAAUGUCGAAAAAGAAUAUCAAUUUUCUUCAAAUAAAGAAAAGAGUGAAUUCUUGAUAUUAUUACUUGAAGACUUGAAGACAAAAGACUGGAACGAAAAAGAGGAGAAUCGAGAAAUGAAUGAUUGUUUUAUGGGGGUGAGGGUAGUAAAAACUCAAGGUGUAUCCAUCAUUAAAACUUUGGGAAGAAGUUUAGAAGGAUCAGAUCCAAUUUUUACAAAGAAGGGGAUAGUAACCUUAGUUCAACUUGCUGGGCUUGAUGAAUCUAGUCAAUUUAAACCUACACCAACUGCUUGUGAAGCUCUUAAAUGUAUCUCAAAUUGCAUAUUUCUUAAUAAUGAUACGAAAACUUAUUUGGAACAGGAAAAUAUUAUAAGCUCUUGUCAGUCUAUCUUGCUACAAUUCGAAGAUCAACGACUUGACAUUGAUUUUCAAUUCUUGAUAUGUCGCAUACUCUUUUUUAUGACUGUUGAUAGAUAUGAUAUCAUUCAAGAUUUAAUUCAAUCUAACAUAUCACAUUCUAUUGAAAAGAUACUCUCUGAAAAUAUUCAUCAAUUAGAAACCCCGCACUUCAGACAGAUGAUUGACCCAAGCGUACCUAUAAAUCCCUUGACUGUGACAAGUGAAGCUUUAAAACUUCUUUUUAAUUUGAUGCUAUUUGAUGCUCGACAGAACAGUAAUGAAAUAGCCUCAGAGCAUUUUAAAAAUUGUUUGACACCUAUCUUUCAUUUACUGUUUAAAACACCAUAUGCUAAAACACAGCCAUUAAUCCCACCUCAUUCGCAAGCCAUUCAUGCGUUGAUGCAAUUUUCUUAUACCACUAUAGAGGAAGUCUGGCUAGCUCAAUCUGAGUGGAUAAGUCAGUUGUAUGAUAAACAGAAGGAUGAGCAUGGAUUUCAAUUUAUAGUAAAUACAUUGGUUGAUGUCUUGGACCGUGCCAUUCAUGCUCUUAUCCCUGAAGGUGAUCCUGAUCAAGAUGGUGUUCAACAGAUAGACUCCAUUAUCGCACCUUUACUCUUAGUAUUAACUUCAUUAGCAGAAGGAAACACACUAUUAAAACAAUUAAUGGUAGAAGCAAUGUUACCAAAUGAAAAAGAUAGGCACAAGCCUGUACAUGAAGGUCAUAGUUUAUCAGCCUAUUUAAUUAGAUUAAUGACAAGUACAAUGAUGCCACAAACUCGAGAUGCGACCUGCGAGACUUUGUUUAUAUUAUGUGACAAAGAUGCAAAUAAAUUUACGCAGCAAGUUGGCUAUGGUAACGCAAUUGGAUAUUUGUUUAAUAAGGGCAUUCCUAUGCAACCACCAAAAAGAGAAGAAGAAAAUGGCAAGGAUAUUAAUCCUAUUACAGGACAAUAUAUGUCUUCAGAACCAGAGAAAGAUUUGAAAGAUAUGACAGAUGAAGAAAAAGAAAGAGAAGCUGAAAGACUAUUUGUUCUGUUUGAAAGAUUAAAGAAGACUGGUAUUAUUGAUGUUGAAAAUCCAAUUGCUAAAGCUAUGCGAGAAAGUGAUUCAAGAUUUGAGGAAAUCCACAGUGAAUCAGACGAUGAAUGA
Cokeromyces recurvatus is the source of this 1695-nucleotide messenger RNA. RefSeq names its product guanine nucleotide exchange factor synembryn-domain-containing protein. Gene Ontology annotation, molecular function: G-protein alpha-subunit binding; guanyl-nucleotide exchange factor activity. Bases 1 to 1695 code for a protein of 564 amino acids. The transcript has 10 exons. NCBI's taxonomy places the organism in Eukaryota, Fungi, Mucoromycota, Mucoromycetes, Mucorales, Mucoraceae. Gene Ontology annotation, cellular component: cytoplasm. Gene Ontology annotation, biological process: G protein-coupled receptor signaling pathway. The record is from RefSeq and is a predicted model, not a curated record.